GCGAGUAUUAACUAUAUACACCAUAUAUAAAAUAUAAAAUAUAUUCGCUAAAAAUGAAAUUCAUGAUAACUUUGCUCAGCUUGGUGACUUUGGCCCUGGCAGCUGAUAUAACUGAGGAGCACAAAGCAAUAAUACGGCAGCAUGCCAACGAAUGCACCCAGCAGGAGGGCAACACCAAGGAGCAGGCAAUGGCACUGCGCAAUGGCAACUUUGACGAUACCGAUGAGAGGAUCAAGUGUUUUGCCAACUGUUUCUUGGAAAAGGCCGGCUUCAUAGUCGAUGGCCAGCUUAUGCCCGCUGUAGUACAGCAAAAGCUGACAGACGUUGCCGGAGCUAGUCAAGUGAAGGCCGCUCUAAGUGCCUGUGAUUCCAUCAAAGGUGCGAACAAUUGCGACACCGGUUUCCAGAUCUACCAAUGCUUCUAUAAGAAUCGCGCUUUUCCCUGAAAGCCCAUUCUGUAACAUUUAUUGGGCGCUUGAGUUUCCCAUAAAUAAAGCUCCAAGAACAUCAUAAAUUAUUUC
Messenger RNA from Drosophila novamexicana, 521 nucleotides. Its product is annotated as general odorant-binding protein 56d-like. The record is from RefSeq and is a predicted model, not a curated record. The coding region runs from base 54 to 446 and encodes 130 amino acids. Gene Ontology annotation, molecular function: odorant binding. NCBI's taxonomy places the organism in Eukaryota, Metazoa, Arthropoda, Insecta, Diptera, Drosophilidae. The transcript has 2 exons. Gene Ontology annotation, biological process: sensory perception of smell.